Messenger RNA from Neodiprion virginianus, 3818 nucleotides. RefSeq names its product glutamate receptor ionotropic, kainate 2 (gene KaiR1D). Gene Ontology annotation, molecular function: glutamate-gated receptor activity; transmitter-gated monoatomic ion channel activity involved in regulation of postsynaptic membrane potential. The transcript has 18 exons. Gene Ontology annotation, cellular component: plasma membrane; postsynaptic membrane. The coding region runs from base 874 to 3477 and encodes 867 amino acids. Gene Ontology annotation, biological process: modulation of chemical synaptic transmission; synaptic transmission, glutamatergic; monoatomic ion transport. NCBI's taxonomy places the organism in Eukaryota, Metazoa, Arthropoda, Insecta, Hymenoptera, Diprionidae. The record is from RefSeq and is a predicted model, not a curated record.
AGGCCGGACGAUCCGCCUUCUAAUCGUACCUUUUCUUUUCCUUUUUAUUUUAUUUACCCCCCCCCCCUUUUUUUUUACACCCCUUUUCCUUUCAUUUUCCAUCAUUCCCUUUUUUGCCAACUAUUCUUUCUUUUCCUCUCCCACCAUUUUUCGUUACUAUUCCCUUGAACGUGAAGUGAGAAAAUACAGAUUAUCGACGGUUAAAUUAUAGUUUUGAAUAACGUUGUGAAUUCCUGAAGUUAAAACAGUCGUAGGAAUAUAGUUUUUUCUUGGUGUUAAAACCAUUAGUUCGAUUAGUUGCAAAGAUAGCGAUGAACUGUUAAUUAAUUAGUGUAAUGGUUAGUUACAACGGUUGAAUAAUUGAUUCGUUUAUAAAAAUUAUGAUAAAACCGUCGUGACUGUAAUACGACUUUAAUUUCGUCAAAUUCGUUGAUAGCAAAAAGUUUACCAAACACAAGGAAUAAAAAAAAAAAAAAAAAAAAAAAAAAAAUUAACGUUCAAUAUAAACGCGAUCUUUAGUCAAAAUAAAACGCCGUCGUGAUUUUUCAAUGCGUAAAAUGACAAACCUCGUUGUGAAAAUGACGUAGUUAUUUUUAAAAAGCGGGAAAAACAAAUGAAAAAAUGAUAAUGAGUGAAAAAAGAAGAGACACCGGUGGAAAAUUUUUCAACCAAGUGCAAGGAAUCGAGCAGAAAAUCGGUGACUUUUAAAGUGACGCGUAGAAUGGUCGGAUUUACCGGCAGUCUGUAGGAUCUUCGAAUGACGGCGUGAUAUUCCGCGUCUCGGCGUCAUUCGUGGGUGUUGAUAACAAGGUGAAGUCGAAGUGGAAGGAGGGGGGCGGGGAAGGAAGCGCGUGGGGCGUUCCGGAACCGGAAAUGGCCACAAGGCUGCUUCUGUUGGCGGUCUUCGUCGCCUCUGCCAGUGCCCUUCCUGAUUUCAUUAGGAUAGGUGGGUUGUUUCAUCCGGUGGACGACAAGCAGGAGGUCGCUUUUCGUUACGCCGUGGAAAAGAUAAACGCGAACAGGGAAAUCCUGCCGCGUCCUCGUCUCAGCGCUCAGAUUGAACAGAUUUCACCGCAGGACAGUUUUCACGCUUCUAAACGCGUCUGUCACCUCCUGAAGAACGGAGUCGCCGCGAUAUUCGGACCCCAAAGUCCCCACACGGCGUCCCACGUUCAGAGCAUAUGCGACACUAUGGAAAUUCCGCAUCUCGAAACCCGAUGGGAUUAUCGGUUGCGACGAGAAAGUUGCCUCGUUAAUCUUUACCCCCAUCCAACCACCCUCUCAAAGGCGUACGUCGAUCUCGUAAAGGCAUGGGGAUGGAAAAGCUUCACGAUCAUAUACGAAAACAACGAGGGACUUGUCAGGUUACAGGAACUCCUCAAGGCCCACGGACCCAGCGAAUUUCCGAUCGCCGUUCGGCAGCUUGGCGAAGGCCUGGAUUACAGACCGCUUCUAAAGCAGAUCAAGAACUCGGCCGAGUCUCACAUAGUCCUUGACUGUUCUACGGACAGGAUAUACGAGGUCCUGAAGCAGGCGCAGCAGAUAGGGAUGAUGAGCGACUACCACAGCUAUCUUAUAACUUCUCUGGACCUGCAUAGCGUUGACCUGGAAGAAUUCAAGUAUGGCGGUACCAAUAUUACUGCCUUCCGAUUGGUUGACCCGGAAAAGCCGGAGCUUCAGAAGGUCGUCCGUGAUUGGAUCUACGGCGAGCAGCGCUAUGGCCGAAAGCUCGACAUGGGCCAAAACACUAAUAAGGACAACCUGACAUUCAUAAAGACGGAAACCGCGCUGAUGUACGACGCCGUUCACCUUUUUGCUAAGGCUCUCCACGACCUUGACACCUCCCAGCAAAUCGACAUAAAGCCUCUGUCAUGUGAGUCGGUCGAUACUUGGCCGCACGGUUAUUCGCUGAUUAAUUACAUGAAGAUCGUCGAGAUGCGCGGUCUGACUGGAGUCAUCAAGUUCGAUCAUCAGGGCUUCAGGUCCGAUUUUGUCCUCGAUAUCAUCGAGCUCAACAGCAAAGAGGGUCUGAAAAAAAUCGGCACGUGGAACAGUACUGAAGGUGUAAACUUCACAAGGACCUACGGUGACGUCUAUACUCAGAUCGUGGAAAGCCUGCAGAACAAAACCUUCGUCGUGACAACGAUAUUGAGUUCUCCAUACUGCAUGAGGAAGGAUUCCAGCGAAAAGUUAACCGGAAACGCGCAGUUCGAGGGGUACGGUAUCGACUUGAUACACGAGAUAUCUCGUAUACUCGGAUUCAAUUACACCUUUAGACUGGUUCCCGACGGACGGUACGGCUCUCUGAAUAGAGAAACGAAGGAGUGGGACGGGAUGAUGAAGGAGCUUCUCGACCAGAAGGCCGAUCUUGCUAUUGCCGAUUUGACAAUUACCUACGACCGCGAACAGGCGGUUGACUUCACAAUGCCUUUCAUGAACCUCGGAAUAAGUAUACUCUACCGAAAGCCGAUCAAGCAGCCACCAAACCUGUUCUCGUUUCUGAGUCCGUUGAGUCUUGACGUGUGGAUUUACAUGGCGACAGCUUACCUCGGAGUGUCGGUGCUGCUUUUCAUACUGGCCAGGUUCAGCCCUUACGAGUGGGAGAAUCCGCACCCCUGCAACGCGCAAUCCGAGGUCCUCGAGAACGAGUUCACGCUCCUGAACUCGCUCUGGUUCACCAUCGGCUCGCUCAUGCAGCAAGGCUCUGAUAUAGCUCCAAAGGCAGUAUCGACGCGAAUGGUUGCUGGGAUGUGGUGGUUCUUCACGUUAAUUAUGAUAUCAUCGUACACGGCGAAUCUGGCCGCCUUCCUGACAGUAGAACGAAUGGAUUCACCGAUCGAAAGUGCCGAGGACUUAGCCAAGCAGACGAAAAUCAAAUACGGUGCUCUGAGGGGCGGAAGCACGGCUGCCUUCUUCAGGGAUUCGAACUUCUCGACUUACCAGAGGAUGUGGUCCUUCAUGGAAUCCGCUAGACCGACGGUCUUCACGACGAGCAACGUCGAGGGCGUGGACAGGGUGGUCAAGGGUAAGGGUGGCUACGCAUUCCUGAUGGAAUCCACUUCGAUCGAGUACGUAAUCGAGAGGAAUUGCGAGCUGACGCAAGUUGGCGGUCUGCUGGACUCCAAGGGAUAUGGAAUCGCGAUGCCGCCAAAUUCACCGUACAGAACAGCGAUAAGCGGAGCCGUCCUCAAACUUCAAGAGGAGGGCAAACUACACAUACUCAAGACCAGGUGGUGGAAGGAAAAACGUGGCGGCGGAUCUUGCAGGGACGACACGUCCAAGAGCAGUUCGGCGGCUAACGAACUUGGCCUGGCGAACGUCGGUGGAGUAUUCGUCGUUCUUAUGGGGGGCAUGGGGGUCGCCUGCGUGAUAGCGGUCUGCGAGUUCGUAUGGAAGAGCCGGAAGGUCGCCGUCGAGGAACGGAAGCAGAAAUCAUCCGGCAAGCCUAUCUGCGAAGGUUUCACUGAUCUCCACUAGCUGCAUGUCGGGCGAUAUCUACACUUCGAAAACAGACUCCAAAACGAUCCAAAACGAGAUUGACACGUUGAAUAAUGACACAACGAGAUAAGAGGAGAUAAUGAAAUUGAGGGAAAGAGGGCUAAGAAAAUUGGCGAAGAAUAGACGAAAGUGCGAGAGACGGCGAUUGUUUGACGCGUUUAUACCUCGUUUCACGGUAAAGACGUGAUUGUGAGAUUAACGCGGACCUAAAUGAAGAAGAACUCCAUCGAAUCACUACGACGAUGAUAAUUUAUAAGCAGAAACUGAAAGCUACGACCUAACACUUGACCUCUCCACUAUUUCACAUUUCAUUUGAAAUC